Oryza sativa Japonica Group (Japanese rice) is the source of this 1294-nucleotide messenger RNA. RefSeq lists its product as uncharacterized. Lineage: Eukaryota; Viridiplantae; Streptophyta; Magnoliopsida; Poales; Poaceae. The record is from RefSeq and is a predicted model, not a curated record.
GCGUCAGUGUGUCACGUGACUCACCACCUCCUCCACACCAAACCCAAUCCCAAAAAGCCAAAAAAAAAAAAACCCCAAAACUCCUCCCGAAUUUGACCAAAAAACAGCCAAAAACGCCACACGAUUCAUUUGAAAAGGGCACGCACCCCUCGUAUACACCCACCCGUGGAAAAUUAGAGAGAGAAGAGAGAAGACGAGGGGGAAAAAAAUCACAAGAGAGGAGGAGAAAAAAAAAUCGCAGCAGCAAACCCUCCUCCUCCGCCAUCCGCCGCCUUCCCUCCUCCCCCACGAUCUCCGGCGGCGGCGGCGGCGAUGGCCCGGAAGAGGAAGACGGACGCGGCGCCGCGGCUGGACGAGGCCGACCGGACGCUCUACUCCACCUUCUGCGGCGCCGCCAACUCCCUCUCCCAGCUCUACACCCAGGCCAUGGCCCAGCAGAAGCUCUCCUUCCAGGCCGGCGAGCGCCACUCCCUCGAAAAACUCCACCAGUGGAUAUUGAGAAAGCAUGAGGAAGAGUCGAGGCUCACGGCGGCUGAUAUAAUGUCUCAUAUCCAGCAUGAGUUGGAUUAUGGAGGUAAUGAUCCACAUGUUUCCCCCAGAGUACAUCAGCAUAGUGCAAAUCCGUUUGCAAACUCAAGCAUCCAACCCUCAGCUGGUUCCUAUGGUCAAGCAACAGUAGGAUUUGCGCCUAGACCCAGCAUCAGUGAUCAGUCAAAGAAUACAAUUUUCUCAAAUGCUUUAUCAAGCCCGGUCCGUCGGAGCCUUCAGAGCUAUCAUUUAACCCAAGGAUCUGGUAAUGGAGGCCGGAAUGCAGAAACAAACUCUGCAGGACAGAAUAGGGAGACCAACUCUGGAGGCUCCAAUGACACCUCAAUGGACAUGGUUUCGGACAGCGCUGGUAACGAAUACUACUGAAGUGGAUUGUGGUGAGAAGGAAUACUACUGAAGUGGAUUGUGGUGAGAUGAAUACUACUGAACUGGAUUGUGGUGAGAUGCUGCAUGCAAAACCAGGCAGCAACACAAUACCAGUGUUGUCUCCUGUUGCUGUAUGUUAUGUAUUUUCCUAAAACCUUAUCAUCUGUGCGGCCUUGUAGUCACAGAUGAAAUGGUUCUCUUUAAGGCUUUUAAGCUUUUGUAUUUUCUAUUUUUGUUGAAGCCUGAUUGGAGAGAAAUCAAGUUGUUCGUGGGUUCCAUCAGGAAUACUUUAUAUCCAACUGUGUUCGUGACUUCGUGUUAAAGAUUUUGAAUGUAAAUGAAAAUUGCAUUGUGAUAUACUGAUAGCCGGUUGAUGCAA